AUGAUAAGAUAUUGCAUACGAUUUAUCCAUACCACGAAAGGAUGUAAGAAUUCAAUUGAUUUGGUUUAUGAAAAUUUUGUAAAAGGUAAACCGUCGAAAACAGUGUCAAAAAAACUGAUAGUACCAAUUGAAGGAAAAUCAAGUUCCUACACUAUAAUAGAUAGAUGGUUGCUUGAUAGUAUUGACCCUCAGGUUUCAAACAGCAGUCAUGGCACCAGAUGUGAGCUAAGGUUAGCAACUGUCUUAAAAACGUUACAAAGGUUGAGAUCGGCAAAUAAAAACGAUCUAUAUUUUCAGCUGUUGAACAAAAUACAUUCUACCAAUAUCAACUGGAUACCAAAAUUAAGAAAUGCCCAGUUAUCGGUACCUGAUGAACUUUAUUAUGAAGUUUCUACAAUGCUUUAUAAGCUAUCGAUAACACAAAAUUAUGAGGACAAUCUUCUGUUAAGUAAAUUUAUACUUUGCUUCUUGAAAGAUUUUAAUCCAACUGAUAAAGGAAAUUUACAAACAAGAGUCAGAUUUUUCAAAAAUUGUUUAACGCCAAUCACUAAAUCAGGAUCAAUGGCGUUAGUUGAAUCGGGAUUAAAACUGCUUCCGACGGGUGAUAAGGUGUUAACCAAUACUCUGACUUAUCUCGUACUAAUGUCAUUUUAUAAUGAAACCAAUCAAUUGCUUAGAUUAGUUGACCAUAUAAAGCACAAGGAAAUUAUGGUUCACGGUGUAGUAGAUAUUAGUAUAUUUGAAUCCCUCCUAGCAAAGGUUUUGAGGAACCUAUUAAAUAAUGGCCUUGAGGAAGACGCUCAGUAUUUGUUGGAGAAAUGCGUAAUAGAUUGGAAUUUACGAUUUAAUGAUCACAAUAUAUCCUCAUUUGACGAAUUAUGCAGAAAAUUUGCAUACUUUCGAUUACUAGAUAAAUUGUCAUUAUUGACAAAUUCAGUUCAACCUCUGGAAAUUUUGCCAUUAAAAUCGAACUUAUUUGAUAAUUCAGCUUUCGAGAAAUUUUUGUCACAUUGGCAAGGUAAUCAGAAUAAAACAAAUGCAGAAAAAUGUGAAGGAAUAGAUUUUGCUAUUACGAAGCUUCCAAGAACUGGAAGCUCACUUGAAGUAUGGUCUACUCGGUUAGAAGAGAUAUUAAAGUACCAAGAAGAAACACUAAGCGAAGAAAGCACGAAAAAAAUGACGAUUAAUUUGAUUCUCACUCGUUUAGCAGGCGAGAAGUCUUUCGGUUUUCUUCUGCAAAUUCUGUCUAAGCUGUAUUUUGAGUUAAAUUUUGAUAUACCUUUAAGUCAAUGUGUUCUUACCGGUAUGAAAAAAAAUUCGGGUUAUCAUACUCUAUUCAAAUCUAUCAGCAGUUCUUCCUCAGCAUUUAUGACAGGUCUUAAACUCUUUUGUUUUUUGCAAGAUUUUAAUUAUGAAUUUACCACGGAUGAUUUCAAAUAUCUCACUUCCAAGGCCAAUACCUUAAAAACUUUUGAUAAUCAGUUUUCUCUAACUACAUUUUAUUCGAUUCAGUUCCUAAAACUGUUUGGUCAUAAUUUUUAUAAUAAAGAGGAAGAAAAAUGGAGUAUGAGAGCAAAUGACUUUGGUAUAUUCUUUGAAGAUAGUGCAAUCAUGAAGAACGUUAAGAAGUUUUACGAAGCGUCCCAGGGAUCCAUAAUUACAGAUGAUACUUUACGAACAAUUUUUGGAGAAAGCUACAAUGACCCGACUUCAAUCAAUGGUGUCAAAGAACAAUUAUUACCGAUUCUAAGAAAAAAUGAUUCGAUAUUGAAUUCUUAUGAUGAUGCUUCAAACGAUUACGUUUUGUCGAUUGAUCUGAAAUAUUCAGAAGAUUUAAUGGCUUUACUGGAUGCUAUUGAAGAAUAA
Molecule: messenger RNA, 1866 nt
Organism: Kazachstania africana CBS 2517
Lineage: Eukaryota; Fungi; Ascomycota; Saccharomycetes; Saccharomycetales; Saccharomycetaceae
Gene: MNE1
Product: Mne1p
Exons: 1
Coding region: 1-1866 (621 amino acids)
Biological process (GO): Group I intron splicing
Cellular component (GO): ribonucleoprotein complex
Source: RefSeq, a predicted model, not a curated record